This is a messenger RNA of Syngnathus typhle (broad-nosed pipefish), 3205 nucleotides long. It is a transcript of the gene snx14, whose product is annotated as sorting nexin 14. The transcript is spliced from 30 exons. Lineage: Eukaryota; Metazoa; Chordata; Actinopteri; Syngnathiformes; Syngnathidae. The record is from RefSeq and is a predicted model, not a curated record. Gene Ontology annotation, molecular function: phosphatidylinositol-3,5-bisphosphate binding. The coding region runs from base 242 to 3064 and encodes 940 amino acids. Gene Ontology annotation, cellular component: late endosome. Gene Ontology annotation, biological process: autophagosome maturation.
AGCGGAGAUGACAUCACGCCGACGCGUCGGCAGCCCCCCACCUCUGUUUGACGCCCCUUUAACGGGCUCAAGUGACAGUACAGAAUGGUGGUAGCUAAACAACACCGCUCGAUCGGAUUGUAAGUUUCAUGUUAACGCUUAAACCAUUAGUGUACGAUGUAACAUCUGCAAACGACUACACGGAAACGUGACCCAUUCCAGCAACCCGAUUGACAGUGUUAGUACGCUUGAGGGAUAAACGAUGGGAUGCAUCAGGGUUUGUUUGCAACGCAUACGACGAAAAAUGAAGCUGGAUCUGGUCAGGGAUUUGGGCCGACAGUAUCCCAUAUUCUGCUUCAUUUUACUGGUCCUACUCCUGUCCACGGUGGUGUUAAACAGGUACAUUCACAUCAUCAUGGUGAUCUGGUCCUUUCUCGCUGGUGUGGUUACAUUCUACUGCUCCUUGGGACCAGAGUCUUUGCUACCAAACAUCCUGGUCAACGUCAAGCCAAAGAUAAAGUGCUACCAGCAGGAGUUGUUUCCGCUGGGGCACAGCUGUGCUGUUUGUGGCAAGAUCAGGUGCAAAAGACACAGACCUACUUUAUUACUGGAAAACUAUCAACCAUGGCUUGACUUGAAAGUUUCCUCUAAGGUUGAUGCUUCUCUUUCAGAGAUUCUGGAGCUUGUUCUUGAAAACUUUGUGUAUCCUUGGUAUAGAGACGUCACAGAUGACGAGGCGUUUGUUGAUGAGCUGAGGGCGACUUUACGUUUUUUCUCUGCCGUGUUGGUGCGCCGGAUCCAGAAGGUUGACGUGGCGUCCCUCAUCACCCGAAAACUUCUGAAAGCUUCCAUGAAGCACAUUGAAAUAAUUGCUAAAGCUCAGCAGAGAGUGAAGAAUGCAGAGUUCCUUCAACAAGCUGCCCUGGAGGAAUAUGGUCCUGACCUUCAUGUCGCACUCCGCAGUCGCAGAGAUGAACUUCUCUAUCUUAGGAAGUUGACUGAGAUGCUUUUUCCUUACAUCCUGCCACCUAAGGCUACAGACUGCAGAUCUCUUACUUUGCUGAUAAGAGAAAUCCUGGCUGGCUCUGUCUUUCUCCCGUCGAUGGACUUCUUGGCCGAUCCCGACACUGUGAAUCAUUUGCUUCUGCUCUUCAUUGACAAUUCUCCGCCCGAAGAAGCCACUGAGCCAACUUCGAUGCUGGUUCCUUUCCUUCAAAAAUACUCUGAUCCCCGUAGCAGAAAGCCUUCAGUUCUAAAGCUGGAGUUAAAAGAAAUCCGAGAGCAGCAAGACCUACUCUUCCGCUUCAUGAACUUUUUGAAGCAAGAGGGAGCCGUUCACGUGCUUCAGUUCUGCCUUGCGGUCGAGGAGUUCAACGACAGGAUAUUGUGCCCCGAACUGCCCAACACAGAGAAGAUGAUGCUUCACGAGGAGGUGAAGAAGAUCUACGAGACCUACUGUUUAGACGAGAGUGUCGACAAGAUCCGCUUUGACCCCUUUAUUGUGGAGGAGAUACGCAACAUUGCUGAAGGUCCAUAUGAGGAGGUGGUGAAACUGCAAACCAUGCGAUGUUUAUUUGAAGCGUACGAGCAUGUCCUCUCUCUUCUGGAGAACGUUUUCACGCCCAUGUUCUGCCACAGUGAUGAGUAUUUUCGACAACUUCUAAGAGGGGCUGAAUCCCCUGCCAGGAAUUCUAAAAUGAGCAGAAAUAGCAUCAGUAUGGAUGACAUCCGGAGCACGUCAAAGAGAGGCGAGUCCUUUGGGAUCAGCCGCAUUGGCAGCAAGAUCAAGGGUGUUUUCAAGAGCACAACCAUGGAGGGAGCCAUGCUGCCAGCCUAUGGGCUCGUUGAGGGAGAGGACGAUUUGGUAGAGGAAGCCAUGAUGGUGCUGGAGGAUGACUCCCCGAUAGAGGCAGCCUCCACUCCCAGCACCCCACGGAAUCUCUCCGCCUGGAGCAUCACCAUCCCUUACAUCGAUUUCUACGACGAUGACGUGAAGAGGGAGCGAAUCCCAGUGUUCUGCAUUGACGUGGAGCGGAAUGACCGGAAAGCAGUGGGUCACGAAACGGAGCACUGGUCUGUAUACAGAAGAUACCUGGAGUUUUACGUUCUUGAGUCAAAGCUAACGGAAUUCCACGGUUCGUUUCCUGACACACAGCUGCCUUCCAAGAGAAUUAUCGGCCCGAAGAAUUAUGAGUUUCUCACAUCCAAGAGGGAGGAGUUUCAGGAGUACCUUCAGAAGCUCCUCCAGCACCCCGAGCUGAGCAACAGCCAACUUCUAGCUGACUUCCUGUCUCCGCACAGUAUGGAAUCUCAGUUCCUGGACAAGAUGUUGCCUGAUGUGAACCUCGGGAAAAUCAUUAAGUCCGUUCCCAGCAAACUGAUAAAAGAGAAAGGACAGCAUCUUGAGCCGUUCAUCCAGUCCUACUUCAACUCUUGUGAGUCACCUAAACCUAAACCCAGCCGCCCUGAGCUCACCAUCCUGAGCCCCACUUCAGAAAACGAUAAAAAGCUCUUCAACGACCUCUUCAAAAACAAUGCCAACCGAUCCGAGAUGGCCGAAAAGAGGCACAACCAGAACUACUUCAUGGAAAUCCUCACUGUGGAGGGGGUGUAUGACUAUUUAAUGUAUGUCGGCCGGGUUGUCUUCCACAUUCCUGACUGGUUGCACCACCUGUUGAUGGGUGGAAGAAUUCUGUUCAAGAACACACUAGAGGCCUAUACGGAUUACUACCUUCAACAAAAACUGAACCAGGUGGUGGAAGAACAUCGACUGGUCUCCCUCAUCACCCUGCUAAGAGAUGCUGUUUUUUGUGAGAGCACUCCACCUCGCUCAGCUCAGGAUAAGCAGAGGAGAGCAAAAAGGACGUUUGCAGAGAUGAUGAGAUACAUUCCUGACCUUCUGGGGAAAUGUAUCGGCGAAGAGGCUAAGUACGAAGGCAUAUGUCUCCUCUUUGAUGGGCUGCAACAGCCAGUUGUCAACAAGCAGCUGACCUAUGUUCUUUUGGAUAUUGCGAUUCAAGAACUUUUCCCAGAGCUGAACAAGCAGGUACAGAAGGAGUCUUCAAUCAAUGCUCCUUGGAUGUGAAUUGUAAUAACUGACAAAAAGUAACAUUUAUUUAAUGCACGCUUAAUGCACUUUGUUGUCGACUGACCUUUGUUUGGUUUUCCUAUGCUGUAAAUGAUGUGUACUUUGAUAUGUCAAAUAAAAUGACAGUGUUGCAUUGGC